CGAACUGAGUUAGGUUAAGUUGGUGUUUUGGUUUUCCCCACGUUGUAUUCCAAUUUUCCAGCACAUGUGUUUGACUUUUAUAGAAGAAUUUAAUCAAUUUUAGAAAUGAGAAAUCAUUUAAGUCUUCUGAAUACCUAAUUUUUAUUCAAGCGUCGGUUUCAAUCCUGACCCUCAGUGCACGUGACAAGUUUUACAGGGGCGAAGACAUACCUUUUGAAGGCACACACAAAUUCAACACGGGCAAACAGUUAUUUUGCGUAUCAUCAAGUUGUCACGAUGAAGCGACUUUCGGAAGCACAAACAAAGACUUUGUUCACCAAGCUCGCCAACUAUAUCGGAGAAAAUAUCGAAAUGCUGAUAAACAGACCUGAUGGCAUUUAUUGCUUUCGAGAGCAGAAUAGCAGAAUUUACUACAUUGCAGAGAAAGUGCUCCAACUUGCAGGUUCUAUUCCACCAGAAAACUUGAUAUGUUGCGGCACAUGCUUCGGCAAAUUCACAAAAUCGGGGAAAUUCCGACUCCAUAUCACCGCUUUAGAUUACUUAGCUCCAUAUGCUCAGUUUAAAGUUUGGGUAAAACCAGCAGCCGAGCAGUCUUUCUUGUAUGGUCGCCAUGUGUUGAAAUCAGGACUUGGAAGAAUAACUGAAAGCACGCCUCUUCAUCAAGGAGUUGUUGUUUUAUCCAUGAGUAAUAUUCCUAUAGGUUUUGGUGUUACAGCUAAGAGCACUACAGAAUGUAAACACGCAGAUCCAGUCGCAAUAGUUUGUUUUAAUCAGAGUGAUAUUGGAGAGUAUAUUCGUUGCGAGGAUGAACUUGUCUAAAAAUUGAAACCUUUUUUGUAUUAUAAUUGUAAUAUAGUUUUAAUUCUUUUAA
Molecule: messenger RNA, 871 nt
Organism: Bemisia tabaci
Lineage: Eukaryota; Metazoa; Arthropoda; Insecta; Hemiptera; Aleyrodidae
Product: 60S ribosome subunit biogenesis protein NIP7 homolog
Biological process (GO): ribosome assembly
Cellular component (GO): nucleus
Molecular function (GO): RNA binding
Source: RefSeq, a predicted model, not a curated record